GAUUUCCGCAAAUUUCAUCCUCGGGACGAAAUGACCUUGACUACGGACAACAUUCCCACGGUACCUGCUAACAAUCCAAUCGCUAAUUCAUUUAGCUCGUUUGAUGACAUCUCUAGAAAAGUUCUGAGAGCCAAUUAUCCUGCUACAAAUCGAAAAUCAUUAACCUCUAAUGGUGGAGGUUCCGCUAGCAGUAGCGAUUCUGGCAGUCCUAACAUCGAACAAAUUUUGCAAGUUUUAAUUUCAACAAAUUUAAAUCCGAGCAAUACUUUUGAACAUGAUUUAUUGGAAUUGUUGGUUUCUGGAUGCAAUACUAUUAAUACAGCUGACGAACAUCUUCAUCAGAGAAUAUUUCAAACUCUUCUUCCUGUUGCAAGAUUUGAUUAUCCAAACCUUGAAAUUCGCCGCAUGGCGAUUAACGGUUUAGGAAAUUUAUGUUUUCGUAGUGGUGCCAAGUUACAAGAAGAAUACAGAAAUAUUUAUGAAGUACUUUUGGCGAAUCUUAUGACAAUAGAACCUAAUUUGGAUGAUGCUGCUUUUCUCAAAGUUAUUAGUAGCACAUUACGAGCAUUACAAUUUAUCAUGAAUGAAGAUAAGACCAUUGUAACGGAAACAUUUGGCGAAACAAUUGAAGCUAUAAAGAGAUAUAUUUUCUUUAAUGCAGAAGAAUUAAAAAAGUUUUCUUUAAAUACGGCUCCAUCUUUAUUCACAUUGAUUCAAUAUGAAGCUAUGCCUGCAAUUCGUAUAUCUUCCUGCUCUGUCAUAACAACAAUGAUCGAUGGGUCUAAACAAUAUUUGGCGGCUGCUGACGAUAGAGAGAUAAAAUCAUCAUUCACUUCGCUUUCCGCAAAAUUAGGUGCGAUUGUAAGAGAACUUCACACUGGAUUAUUACAGAUACUUUCUAAGGAGAAUCAUGGCACUAUUUUGAUUCAAUUAUUGAAGGAGGUUGAAAAUCUUUUACAAACCGCUAUCAUAAAUGAGACGUUAGCAAAUGGAACAGGUGCAAUCAAUAUUUUGACGUUUCUUAUAAAACUUAUUAGUAAUAGUAGUCAACCUGCAUCUAUAAGAAUUGAAGCAUGGGGCGUUUUAUGUGCUU
Molecule: messenger RNA, 1093 nt
Organism: Racocetra fulgida
Lineage: Eukaryota; Fungi; Glomeromycota; Glomeromycetes; Diversisporales; Gigasporaceae
Source: the annotation of a GenBank genome assembly